This is a messenger RNA of Sphenostylis stenocarpa, 1005 nucleotides long. The record is from the annotation of a GenBank genome assembly. NCBI's taxonomy places the organism in Eukaryota, Viridiplantae, Streptophyta, Magnoliopsida, Fabales, Fabaceae.
AUGUGGAGACCAAGUUUGAGUGGAAAUAUAUCAGGAACAGACCCGUUAAAGGACAACCGCUUACUUUUGAAAGCAGAAGCUUUAGAUGAUUCUCAUGAAGCAAGGAAUACUGCUGCUGUUGUUAACGAAUUGUCCAAAGAAAUAACUAAAAUUCUGGUUUCUCAUCCUGUGAAUGCUAGGCGUGUUGCAGAAGGGAAGAACAUAGCAAAUGUAGUCCUUUUAAGAGGUUGUGGCAUUCGAAUUGAGGUUACACCAUUUUUAGGUAAACAUGGUUUGUGGCCAUGCAUGGUUGCUCCAACGAAAAUAAUUGCUGGCCUCGGCUUAUCACUCGGAAUUGAUAUACUUGAUGCUCCUGGAGCAACUGGGGACUAUCGAACUUUACUAACAUCAAAAGCAUCAACAAUAGCUAAGGCACUCUCUGCUCCUUUGCAGUCCAGCCCCAAGGUGUUUGUACCCGGAGAGGAUGAGCUCAAAGCAGGCCGCCCAGAUGGCUAUGACUUUGGAUUUCUUCAUAUUAAGGCAAUAGAUGAUGCUGGCCAUGACAAGGCGAGCAUCCUCAAGGUCAAAGCAUUAGAAGCUGUAGAUACCGCUGUGGGGCAGCUGGCAAGGCUUCUCUGGGAAACAGAAUCAUCUGGAAAAUAUCAGUUUUUUCUUUGUGUCACAGGAGAUCACUCUACUCCAGUAGAAUAUGGUGAUCAUAGCUUUGAAUCAGUCCCGUUCACCAUGUGUCGGUUGAAAGACUUUGUUGGUGCAAUUGGGGAAUCCACUAUUAGACAAAUCUCUCUUGAUCCAUUUCCCAUUCCCAAUGUCAAGUCUGGUAAAGACUUGCUUGAUGAUUUGGAAACAAAGGAGAGAAGAGACAAACAUUGUCAACCUUACAGUGGUGAUUCUGUUUAUGAGCUAAACGAAGUGGCAGCUGCAAGGGGAUGUCUGGGACGUUUCCCUGGGGGAGAAAUGAUGGGAAUUAUAAAGAAAUUCCUUAGCUUAGAUGCGGAAACUGCUUAA